Messenger RNA from Myripristis murdjan (pinecone soldierfish), 1034 nucleotides. RefSeq names its product galactose-specific lectin nattectin-like. Bases 1 to 597 code for a protein of 198 amino acids. Lineage: Eukaryota; Metazoa; Chordata; Actinopteri; Holocentriformes; Holocentridae. The record is from RefSeq and is a predicted model, not a curated record. The transcript has 6 exons.
AUGGGGGAUGAAGAAGACAUUGUGAAACAUAUACAGAAACGCCUUCGGAGUGCCAUAAGUCCAGUGAAGGAGAUUGUGGCUGCUGAGCAGAACAAGUCUCAAGAGGGGAAGGCAGAGGUGCUUCCAGCUGAGAAGACAGAGAGGCUGGAGGCAGGAGGGAGCAGGUCAACUCACCAUGUGAAGAGAGGUGUGGAGAAAUGUUACUCAGGCUGGGAGUCACAUGGAUCUCGAUGCUUCCGCUUCUUUAAUUAUCCACACACCUGGGUAGAGGCAGAGCAAUAUUGUCUGCACUUUCAUGCCAACCUUGUCUCCAUCCACGAUUCAUAUGAGAACUAUUUUGUCAAGGAACUCAUAAGGAGAGAAACAGGUCAACAUCCUCGAACAUGGAUCGGUGCCACUGACAGUAAUCAGAACAGCUUGUGGUUUUGGACCGACGGCUCAAGGUUUGACUAUUCAGCCUGGGACACCGCACAGCCCGAUAACUGGAAGGGCACAGAGCACUGCGUCGAGAUGAACCAUGGAGUGAAGAAAGGCUGGAAUGACGCGGAAUGUCAGCACAAAUUUCCGUUUGUGUGCUCCAAAAGGAUGAGCUGCUGAACUCACACAGCCAGUGGAGCCAGGAAUGAGGAUAAAGAGCAAUACAAGAUGAUAUGUUUUUCAAAUCCACUUUAAAAUUCCUACACCAGUCAGUACAGAUCUGUAAUUUGCUCAUUCUCCUAUAAAGAUUUUUAAGCAACAAAUAAAUUCAAGUGUCUUGUGUUUUUUGAUCUGUAGCUCCUCACGCAGGACCUGUGGCUGAGCUGUUGUUUACAGUGCGCUCUGAAGAAAAAUUGUUUUAUCAUUUGUCAUCCUAUUAAUUCUGUUGAAACACUUUAACACAUAAUCUUGCCACUGCAAAUCUCUGAUGUAAAUUUACAGUGAAGUCGGAAAAGAUAUUGAUAUAAUACAUGAUUAGAGCGCUUUAUUUACAGGAGUUUACUGUAAACAGCUGAAUAUCUUGUUGGUGAUAGAAACGUGUGGGGUCUUAAAUUUGA